AUGGUGCUUUUGUGGAAGAAACUAGCUGGCUCUUCAGAAGGCGAGUCCAGUUUCGAGUACAGUGAAAGUGAUUCUCAGGACGAGAGCAGACCUUUAAAAUCCACCAAGCGGCAACUGCCUCCUAUUUCGCCUGAAAUGGAUUCGGUUGGAGCCAAGAGUCCUUCGACAUCCCCUGAAAUAUACCAGAGUGAAAAAAUGGACCACUCGAAUAUAGGCAAAAGACUGGCUCGGUACGCCAACGACCCUGUUAUCGUGAAUUGGUCUGAGCUUCUUCAGCAACGAGCACAGAACGUGUUUGAUCCGGACUUCGGCCGGGUCGAGUUCCAUGGCUUUGAAGGAAGCAGUGCCACUAGAAAUAUCCAGUUGAAAAUGCUACAUUCAGCUGCCCAGGAGGAAAAUGCCUCGAGCCAGCCAGCUGGACUGAACCCUGGUAAACAGGGUCUGGCCGAGAAGCAACCCACACAACACACGUCAGCCGAGCAGGAUUCAGCUGAUAUGGAUCCUGUAGAGGCUGAAGCUAGAGCAGUUAGACAGCUCGAGCUUCAACGGCAGAACCAGGAGCUCAACAGACGCCGCAGUCUCGAACGUCACCAGGAAAGAAAGGCAAAGAAAAAGAACCAAGAACCCAGCGCUGAAAUGGAAGAGGCGUUAAAGGAAAUACGGCACGCUGAACGUCGUCAUCGUAAGCUUGAAAGGAGGAAGAAGAAGGAGGAAUCCAGGGAGCGUCAGGCCAAGGAGCAGUGGUACAUUGAGGAACAGGAAUUUCUCAAGUCUGAACGAGAAAAGGAAGCUGCUCGAGAGAAAGCCCGGGAGGUUGCCAGAGAAGAGAAGCGCCAGCGUAAAGAAGCCAAGCGUCUUGAAAAGGAGAAGAAACGUGAAGAAGAGAGAGAACGUGAACGUGAAAGAGAACGUGAGCGUGAAAGAAAGAGACGCGAGGAAGAGAAGCAAAGAGAACGCAGAGAAAGGCAGCGUCAGAGAGAAGAAGCUGAGCGUGAACGUAUUCGUCAAGAGGAAGAAGCCGAACGUGAACGUGUACGCCAAGAAGAAGAGGCUGAACGCGAAAGACAACGCCAGGAGGAAGAGGCAGAGCGUGCUAGGAAGGAGGAAAGAAGAGAGAGGCGGCGUGAAAGGCGUAACAGAAGCAGAGGCCGUGAACUCGAAGGAAGCGAAGGCGAGGCCAGGGACAACAGCCGUGGACGCCGUCGCCGUGACCCAGAGGCAAGAGCUGCAAGAGCCAGACAGCGUGAAGAAAGAGCUACCGAGCGAGCCAUAAGACAGGUUCAGGCCGCCGAGAGGGCUGCUGAAAGACGGGCAGAACGGCGCCGGCGCCGUGCUGCAGAAGCUCAAGCUACCGCCGAGAUGGGUCCGCCUCCACGGGACGAGUACAGCACCAUUGAUGAAGAUAUCCCUCCAUACCGUGAGAGUUUGCAUAAGUACCUUGACUUGGUGGCUUACGACGAGCGGUUUGCCCCUAUACUUCGGGUGAACCGGUACUUGGUCAGCGGACAGGAGGACUUGAUGGAGGCGAUCAACCAGCUUUCACAAACAAACCUCUUGCCCAAGACAACGGACCUUUGGAAUAUUUCUCAUGUGGACGACUCCGAAUACGAAAACAUGAUCCCGGUGUUGAUUCCUGAAAAUGCUUACUACGAAAAUGAGCUUGUUGGCCUUGUCACGCCAGACACCCGCAGCCUAGUGAGUUAG
Molecule: messenger RNA, 1704 nt
Organism: Candidozyma haemuli
Lineage: Eukaryota; Fungi; Ascomycota; Pichiomycetes; Serinales; Metschnikowiaceae
Exons: 1
Coding region: 1-1704 (567 amino acids)
Source: RefSeq, a predicted model, not a curated record